Molecule: messenger RNA, 2364 nt
Organism: Sorghum bicolor (sorghum)
Lineage: Eukaryota; Viridiplantae; Streptophyta; Magnoliopsida; Poales; Poaceae
Product: low-temperature-induced 65 kDa protein
Exons: 6
Coding region: 151-2025 (624 amino acids)
Biological process (GO): response to stress; response to abscisic acid
Source: RefSeq, a predicted model, not a curated record
CCCGGCCCGCUCCUAUUAUAUCCUCGUCCAGCCCCCUCACCGCCGCACCAAUUCUCGGCUUUCGCCAUUGCCAGAAACAGCAGCUCUGUCAUCUUCGAUCGCGAGCUGCACCAGUUCGAUCGGUCAAAGGUCGCGUCGACGUCGACGACGAUGGACGCUCCGGCCAUGCUUACGCGCAAGCACGUCCCCGAGGACAUCGGCCACCGGAACACCGGCGAAGUGGAGGACGACGGAGCCGGGGGCCAGGCCCAGCUGCACCGAGACGAGAAGCAGCACAAGCCGGUGCUGAAGAAGGUGAAGGAGAAGGUGAAGAAGAUCAAGAACACCCUCGCCGGCCACGGCCACGGCCACGACGGUGACCACGGCGGCGGCGACGAGCGCAUGGGGGACGCGGACGACGCUGGCAGCGACAGCAGCGAGGAGGCGGAGGAGGACGCGGUGGAGAGGGAGGCCGCGCUGGAGAAAGGCGGCUACAUGGAGGACGUCGAGGACAAGCCCGUCGUCAUGGAGUCCGACGACCCCGAGGCGCACCGCGCGCCAACGUACGGGUCGGAGAGGGCACCGGCCGUGCAGGACCUCGUCGCCAAGUACGAUCAGCCGGCGACCACACCGGCCGUCGAGGACAAGCCCGUCGUCAUGGAGUCCGACCCCGAGGUGCACGGCGCGCCGAUCUACGAGUCGGCGAGGGCACCGGACCUCGUCGCCAAGUACGAUCAGCCGGCGAGGACACCGGCCGUGCAGGAGGUGGAGGGCGACGGCGCCGCACCUAGGGUGCGCCUCGGUGAUAUCGGCGGCCCCGUCGUCGAGGAUCCUGCCGCGCCGCGCUCCACGACGCCAGCCGCGCGAGAGGGUGAGGACAUAGGCACGACGCCCGUGGUGCAGCAGUUUGAGACGAUGAGCUUGUCCGACGACCCGGCGCACGUGGGCGCGGGCAAGAAGGGCGCAAAAGCAGAGGAGUGGAAAGACAAGGCCGCGGACACGGUGGGCGGCGCGGCCGGCGGCGCUGCUAGCUACACGGACAGGCUCAAGAACGCGGCCGCCGGCACGACGGAGUACGGCAAGAAGCUAGCGAGCACGGUGUACGAGAAGGUCGCCGGCGUCGGCACUGCUGUGGGCGUGGGGAAGCGCGACGACGAACAACGCGCGGCGUCAGUGCCAGCGUCGAACACCGCCGGCGCGGAGGAGUGGAGAGACGCCCCCGAGGCCACGGACACGGACGCAACGAGGGGCGCGGGGUACACGGACAAGAUCAAGUCGGCGGCCGCGGGCACCACUGGGUACGGCAAGCAGCUGGCGUCCACCGUGUACGACAAGGUCGCCGGCGUGGGCACCGCCGUCGCGCCCAACCUCCGUCCGCAGGAGGGCUCGCCCACGGCGGAAGGCGCACACAGCGAGGCAAUGCCGGCGUCGGACACCGGCGCUGAGGAGUGGAAGGACGCCCCAGCUGCCACGGAUCACGCGACCAACACCGCGUCGGGUCCGGCAGCGGGGGCGGGGCAGGCGGGGUACACGGACAAGAUCAAGUCCGCGGCUGCAGGCACCACGGAGUACGGCAAGCAGCUGGCCAGCACCGUGUACGAGAAGGUCGCCGGCGUCGGUACCGCCGUGGCGGGCAAGGUCAAGUCGGCCGGCACGGCGACGCCCGGGGUCGGCGCGCAGCAGGACACGACGGCCACCCCCGGCGCCGGCGGGCAGGACAAGGGUGUCACCGUCACGGGGUACAUCGCCGAGAAGCUCCGUCCGGGCGACGAGGACCGCGCGCUCAGCGAGGCGAUCUCCGGCGCCGUGCAGCGGCGCAAGGAGGACGUCGGGGGCACGGUAGCGCAGCGCGUGCCGGCGCCCGGCCAAGUGAUCACCAAGGCGCGCGAGGCCGUCACGUCGCUCACCGGCGGCAACCGGGUCUCCGAGACCGUGCAGUCAACCACAGCCACAGGGGAAGACGUGAAGGAAGGCUACGCGGCGGAGGCGCCUGUGAUCCGCGGGGAGGAGAUCGGCGGCGCGAAGCUGAACACGAAUACCAUGUGAUGAAGUGCGGCUCAUGGACAGCACGGCGGCUCGGUGUGAACAGUGUGAUUAUUGUGGCAGGUUUGUGUACACGUGAAUGGUGUGGUUUGCCCUGUGGACUGGAGUCGAAGCUGGAAUAAGCGUGCUGCUUUGUGUUCACCGUGGCGCGCUCUGGUUUUACAUCUUGUGUGAUUGUGUAUCCACAUUUCCGCAGGUUGUAUAUGUUUGUAUGUAUGUAAUAUGUGUAUGUGUAUGUGUAUGUGUAUGUGUAUGUGUAUGUGUAUGUGUAUGUGUAUGUUGAAAAAUAUGUUCUGUUUUUGUUGCGUUGGUACAGUCUCACUUGUCGCGUGCUGCAUCUAA